Chrysochloris asiatica (Cape golden mole) is the source of this 1593-nucleotide messenger RNA. It is a transcript of the gene SLC22A11, whose product is annotated as solute carrier family 22 (organic anion/urate transporter), member 11. Lineage: Eukaryota; Metazoa; Chordata; Mammalia; Afrosoricida; Chrysochloridae. Gene Ontology annotation, biological process: transmembrane transport. Gene Ontology annotation, cellular component: membrane. The transcript has 9 exons. The record is from RefSeq and is a predicted model, not a curated record. Gene Ontology annotation, molecular function: transmembrane transporter activity. The coding region runs from base 1 to 1593 and encodes 530 amino acids.
AUGGCAUUCACCGAGCUCUUAGAGCUGGUAGGGAGCACGGGUGUCUUCCAGACCCUGCAGAUCUUCACCCUCCUCCUCCCCUCCGUCUUGAUACCUUCCCAACUGCUUCUGGAGAACUUCUCAGCUGCCAUGCCAGACCAUCGCUGCUGGACCCCCUUGCUGGACAACAGCUCCGAGGUGCCUGUGAACCUCUCCUUGAAGGCCCUGCUGACUGUCUCCAUCCCGCCUGGCCCCCACCAAGGGCCCCACCAGUGUCUCCGCUUCCGUCACCCACAAUGGCAGCUCCUGGGCCCCAAUGCCACUACCACCAACUGGAGCAAGGCCGCCACGGAGCCCUGUGUGGACGGCUGGGUCUAUGACCACAGCACCUUCACCUCCACCAUCGUCAGUCAGUGGAACCUGGUGUGUCAGUAUGAGCACCUGAAACCCCUGGGUCAGUCCAUCUACAUGUCUGGAAUUCUGCUCGGAUCCACCCUGUGGGGCCUGCUGUCUGACCGGUUUGGGCGCACACCAACACUGAGCUGGUGCUGCCUGCAGGUCGCUGUCACUGGCACCAGCACCAUCUUUGCCCCAAAUUUCUUCGUCUACUGUGGCCUCCGGUUCCUGAGUGCCUUUGGGGUGGCCGGCAUUAUCAUGACCUCUACUAUACUCAUGGUAGAGUGGACCACGACACCCAGGAGGAUGGUUGCCAUGACAAUACUGGGAUGCUCCUACAGCACAGGCCAAAUAGUCAUGGGCGGCCUGGCCUUCGCCCUGCGGGACUGGCGGAUUCUCCAGCUAUCUGUCUCUGUGCCCUUCUUUGCCUUCUUCCUGGUUAGCUGGUGGCUGCCGGAAUCUGCCCGGUGGCUGAUUAUCGUGGGCAAACCAGACAAAGGCCUUCAGGAACUCAAAAAGGUGGCCAGGAUCAAUGGCCACAAAGAAGCCAAAAAGACACUGACCAUCGAGGUGCUGAUGUCCAACAUGCAGGAGGAGCUGGCUUCUGCCAAGACCCGCCAGUCUAUGCUGGACCUGUUCCGCCUGCCCUUGCUUCGCUGGAGAACCUUAGCGCUGUUCAUGGUGAUAUUCUCCAUUACGCUCUCCUACUACGGGCUGGUCCUGGACCUGCAGAACCUGGGUAGUGACAUCUUCCUCCUCCAAGUCCUCUUCGGAGCCGUGGACCUUGUGGGCCGGGCCACCACACCCUUGUUGCUCAAGUUCUUCGGCCGUCGAGUAACCCUAGCCAGCACCAGCUCUUUGGCUGGUAUCUCCAUCUUGGCCAACGUGUUGGUGCCACAAGAUCUGCAGACCCUGCGCCUGGUCUUCGCCGUGCUGGGAAAGGGAUGCUUUGGGAUAAGUUUAACCUGCUUCAUGCUCUACAGGACGGAGCUCUUCCCAACUUCGCUGCGGAUGACAGCAGAUGGCGUCCUGCAAUCGGCGGCUCGACUGGGGGCUGUGAUGGGCCCCCUAAUCAGGAUGACCCGCCAGGCACUGCCCCUACUGCCCCCCCUCGCCUAUGGUAUCAUCCCCAUCGUUUCCAACCUCUUCCUGCUGCUCCUUCCAGAGACACAAGGACUUCCACUCCCAGACACACUUCACAACCUGGAGAGUCAGUGA